CGCGGGAGUACGAGGAGUGUUGUGUCGCGCUGCUCCUUUCCGGUUUGCAUCAUCCCUAUACGGCAUAUCGACUGACUGACGAUGUCAGGCGCGGCCAGCAUCGGACUGGACCUGGGCGCAGGCAAGUGCUGUGUUGCCAGCGUGCGCGCAGGAGCGGUGAAGGUGUUGCCAAACGCUUACGGCGACAAGACCACUCCGAGUUUUGUUGCCUUCACCGACUCACGCAGCCUCGUGGGCAGAAAUGCCAGGGACCAGGCGACCUUCAACGCCGCCAACACCGUCUAUGGCGUCAAGACCGUCCUCGGCAGGAGAUUUGACAAGAAUCAGAAAAGAGAGUCGUUCUAUUCCAAUUACGUUGGCACAAAAUCCGAAAGGCGACCAUAUUCGGAUGAAGAAGAGGUAACAGUGCUGCCUUAUCUUCCCGUAUUUUCAUCAACCGUGGACGGUUUGCUUGUCUUUGAAGUGGAGUACAGAAAUGAAAAGGUAAGGCUACGCCCUGAGGAAAUAACGGCUUUGCUGAUCGCCAAGAUGAAGUCCGACGCAGAAAAUCACUUGAGGAGCGAGGUCACAAACGCAGUAAUUACCGUGCCAGUAAAUUUCGGCAACGCGCCGCGACAAGCCACACUUGAUGCGGCCCUCAUCGCCGGCCUUGAAAGCGUCACACUGAUCAACUCGACCACCGCUGCCGCUAUCGCUUAUUGGGACCAUCGACCCAGAGAAAAAGACUGCGUAGCUGUCGUUGAUUUCGGUGCAAAUUCUCUGAACCUAUCAAUUGUUUCAAUGGAUAAUGGGGCACUACAAGUGCAGGAAGCUUUCGGUUCCUCAACUGUUGGUGGAAACUUCAUAGACAUGUGCAUGAUGCAAACCGUUAUCAAAAAGUUUGAAGACCAGCACCACCAAUCGUUCGAGGAGUCCCCGAAAGCACUCAUGAGAAUAAGGACAGCCACGGAGAAGUUGAAAGAUAAUCUGACUCUCCUAAGUUCUUCCGUGAUACAAGUAGACUCGAUGUCUAACGACAUUGAUUUCACGAGCACAUUUACCAGGAGAGAAAUGGAAGUUGCAUGCCAGAAUCAGUUAUUAAAUCUCGCGAAUGCGUUGCAUCAAUUGACUCAGUCGGAAAGUUGGACUAAAGUUCGAACAGUUGUGCUGGUGGGAGGCUCAACGCGUAUUCCUGCUGUAGAAAAACUGAUUGCCAAAACACUAGGAAAAUCUCUGGAUACUUCGCUCAAUAAAGACGAAGCGAUUGCCUGUGGCGCUGCCAUACGAGCUGACGAGUUCUCGGGUUCAACAACUCGCAAGGUGGAGGAGGUGUUCACCAGGUGUAUCAGUUAUGACUCAGUUUUGGAGUCAGGCAGAAUUUUUGAUUCGGGAGCAUGCAUUCCAGCCGAGCGCAGUUUCCAAAUGUCAAAUGAUAUCUAUGAGCACCCAAAUGGGUUAAGACUGUAUGAGAACAUACCUACGCUGGUAUGGAAAAGGUUUCACCACUUCGAACUGACAACACUGCGAUUAAGACAGCUCGGCCUUUCGACGACAACGGGCGGACUCUUGUUUGCGAUUGAUGAGAGCGGAGUUCUCCGCAUAAAACUUAUUGUUGAAGGGAAGACAGUAGACAUGCCAACUCGUGAGCUUUCAUCUGACUCGGAUGAUAUGCAAGCAUUUUUGGAUCGUCAUAAAGUAUUCCUGGACGACAUAAGUAGAAUGAAAGACGAUGAACAUGCAAUGGACGAUCUUGAAUCUUUCUGCGUCGACCAAAAGGAAAAGCUCAGAGAGAAGUUCGGACAUGAUUCUGCUGCUUUCAAGUUGUGUGAAGAAAUUUUGACCUGGCUUGAAGAUACACCAGAAGCAACGAAGCAACAAUGCAGUGAGAAGAAAAGAGAUUUGGAGAACAAAAUAGAUGUUGAAGUUUACGACAAGGCGCUGCCACAUGAACCCCAAAAGUUCAAAUCAAAUCACCUUGAUGAUGCCGCUUAUCGCCCAGGAGAUAAGGUUAAUCUCCUUGAUGACGCUGCACAUCGCUGUUGUGAUGCUAUACAUAGCCGAAGUCAUGUUUCACAUCAAGCUGUUGAUGCAUCACAUCCUAUUGAUCACGCUGCAUAUAACCCUGCUGCACAUUACCCUGGUUAUACAAUACAUCGCCUUGGUCGUGCAGUUGCUUCCCCUACCGACAAGACAAUUCCUCAAACAUCCACUCGUUCGGCAUACACCAGUAGUGGAAAUAAGGAACAUUAUCCCUCAUCAGAGAAAAGGACGAGUCCACAGUUUUCAAAUGAGUUGCGUCAAACCUAUUUACUUGCAGCAACUCGGGAACCUGUUCCAGUACAUGGGAGUUCCAAUGCCAAUGCACAACAGUCAUCUUCCAGCCAUGUACGUCCAUCAGCCUGUAAAAACGCAGGCCACGAGGUUUAUUCCUCAUCUCGACCUAUGAAGGGAGCUUCAUUAGUCGAUUAUGAAGUAGGCUCAUCAAUCAAGAAUAGUUUAAUGCAGGGUAAGCAAGCGUGCAAUGGAACCUCAGGCAAAGAAGAUCAUAGACGAAGGCGCUCAGAGAAAAUCACACAACCUUACCCUACGGAUCUUUGUUUUCAAGGCCUUCCUUCUGACCUGCCACAUCCUAAUCAUUCGAGUGAUACAGUUGAACAUCUGACUCACAGAAAUCGAAGUGAUGGUUCAAAAAAUACUGCUCGACGUGUACGAGAACAAGAUUCUUCAAUUGUAAACAGGAAUAAGCGGCCCCGCGGCAACAGAAGAGUCAAAUCUGAGUGGGGUUGUUGUUGUUGUUGUUCAUAGCGUCGAUCGCCAUUCAGGUGCGCCGGGCGAGUAGCUUAGGAGGCUGACGGUGGAGGGCGACCUGGGGUCAGAAAAGUUAAGAGUUCGUAACUCCGUCAGCCAGUCACUGACGGUUUUUGCGGCAAAACCUGCCAAUCACAGACUGCAAAUCAGCGACUACGUGUGCGUAGGCAAAUACGUGUGCCUGAGUGAGUUUCGAAAGUCCUUACCUGGAGAGGAGGGUGAUGGGCAAAUGAUGGAAGAAAGACCGAAAAGACCGCGGUCUGUUCAGGACUGUCCCACAGCGAUGAGACGUUGAGGUUCGUGGGGAAAUGCGGGCAGAGCAAGGUCAGCACAGUGAUCAACCGAAGGCGAAAAGACAUGAAAAUAAUUCAAAUGCCAACCAGACUCGCGUAAAAACGGAUAAAUUGGGCGAUCUCAUAAGUGACAAUAACAGCUCGAAGUAUACAAAGUAACCUGCUAUGUUUUGACGUUUGAAUUUGAAUUAAUUUUUCCUUGGAUUGCUUUAGUUACUGACACUUUUUUCUGGGUAGCGAGUAGCUAGUCACAAUUAAAUCACUAUCUAGCAGUAGGCUUGAAAUAUUUUUCCAACAUAUGCACCGGCGAGAAUAUUAGAAUACAUUAGUUUUUUCAUAACAAGUUGGUAAAUCAAGUGUAUUGUAUAAGUUAAUAUGUAAUGCAUGUGGGUGAAUGCAAUGGCUAACUUCUGUUCUUGAUGGCGUAAAUCUGAAUUCAUGAUAAUAGACAUAUUUUUAAACUGCUCCUUGUGUUAUAUGCCCAUGAGUAUCCUCCACCCUCAGUUGUGCUAUAUAUGCAUCCGUUUUUUUGGGGAAACGAGUGCUGCCAUAUUGAUAAACUGAACUGUUUAGUUCUAAUUGUAUCAUUUGCUUAUUUUUAGAAUCAUUGCUAAUGUUGUGAAUAAUUAAUGAUUGUUCUUGAGGGGUUUUUACUGGGUUUUGAUAAUUUAUUGUUUGGUUAUUUUCUAAGAUUUCUAGGGUAAAGUUCUAAAUGUGAAGGGUUGCUAGGAUUUGAUGCCCUGUCAUCCAGAUCGACAAGACUGUUAUCUAUUGUAAAAUUUGCGUGUUGGCUUCUGUUGGGACUUGGAAGUUGAAGGUGUGAGCCACUGUAGCGUAGUGGUAGUGGCACCGAGAUAAGAGGGUUCUGGCCAAUUGGGAAACUCAGUUAAUUUCUCGGUGUCACUUGUAGGCAGUGCUUGGUCGCCGUCAAAAAUUGUGCGUGCAGCAUGGCCUUGGUUUGGUGUCUCACAAUGAACUCUGGGUAUAAAUUAUCUAGGGUUAUCUUAAGGCGUGACGCCCUGCACGCAAGAAUGGCGUUUAACCUAGAAAAUAAUUUGAUUUUCUAUAUAGUAUGUCACUGUAUUGGUGAAUAUUACCCAAAGAUUCUACCAAAAUAAUGACAAUUACCGAUCUCAAUUUGUUUUAAUAGAUUGUUGUGCUUGUAUAGUGAUUGCGCGGAGUAAUGGCAUUCUUGAUUCUAACCUCAAUACAGCGUAUAUAUACUCGCAUUUAUGUAGUUGUGUUCCAAUCGUAGUGAUUGUACUAGUACUAUUGCUAAUAUUAUUUCCGAGAUGAUUUAUUGUUAAUACCGAAGCAUACAGAAAACCAUAAUUAGUGAAUAAACUGUCCAAUUGGUUUGAGGUGGAUCAUUUUCUACGAAAAUUGGUGAACUUCUAGCCGCCUACAAUUGAGCUAAGUUGUCCCUUGACUCAAAAUUAUUUUCGUAAUUUUUAUUUUAUUAACAUAUGUCUAGUUUUAUAUAGAAUAAAAUAGUUCCAACUGUCGAAUUUAUUUCCCUGGAUUGUCACCUAUUUUACAGCCUGGAUUCCACAACUUGAUUUAGUAAAUAGUGGGAGAAAUCC
Hyalella azteca is the source of this 4663-nucleotide messenger RNA. Its product is annotated as heat shock 70 kDa protein 1-like. The record is from RefSeq and is a predicted model, not a curated record. Gene Ontology annotation, molecular function: ATP binding; ATP-dependent protein folding chaperone. The transcript is spliced from 2 exons. The coding region runs from base 82 to 2784 and encodes 900 amino acids. Lineage: Eukaryota; Metazoa; Arthropoda; Malacostraca; Amphipoda; Hyalellidae.